AUGGAGCACAACCCGAUCCAUAAAGAGGUGACGGUUGCUGCUCAGCCGCAAGCUCCCAAGGGCCGUCAACGGGCCAAGCAAGCUUGCGAUGAAUGCCGCAGACGCAAGCGCAAGUGUGAUAGCACCUUUCCGUGCGCUAUGUGCGUACAGUUUGAAUAUCCAUGUAAAAUCAACGGAGUUCUCGUCCCUGGCCAAAAGCUCAAGAGGUCUCUUGAUGUGAUGCUUGAGAGCAGUGAGGCAUCUUUUCAAACUGCGCCCUCAGCUCCGCCUUCAGUUCCCGCCUUAACUAUGGCCUCAACUUAUCCCUCAACUGAGCCCUCAGCCACGGCAGAGGAUGUUGCCCAUCAAACCACGGCAGAGGAUGUUGCCCGUCAAACUCCACUCCCUCCUCUCAACCGCGGCAUCAUUGAGCCAGCAAAGCGACGCUACAUGAACCAGAAUUCGGCUGUGGCCUUUCCUAACCAGCUGGGCAUGGAGCUUGAGUCUGCUCAUCCUCCCCGUCUUCAUUCAUUUGCCUGGAACUGUGGCAUUCGCCCUGAGGAACCUGGAUCCAUCCAUGCUCCAUUGACCAACUACAUCAGUUAUGAGGAGUGUCGACACUAUACGGAAAUCUACUUCGCCACUGUGGAUGUGCCGUUCCAUCUCUUUGACAAGCAAAAGUUCCUCCAGCAGUGUGAUACCUACUUCAACAGACGAAACCAAGAUCUCAUCCUUGGUGCCUUGAUUGGAGCCGUUGUUUCUCUCGGCUCUCUCUUUGCCUUUCAUCAAGGUCACCCUAUGGAGUCGCAAAUCGUCAAGCAUGUGAAGGAUGUCCUCGAAGAUUCGACUUUCAGCCGUCUUCCCUCCAUUGAUCAAGUCAACGCAUGGAUUCUCCGGACUCUCUAUCUUCGCUCGACAACAAGACCACAUCUUACUUGGCUUUCGUCUUGCACCGUCAUGCAUCUGGUGGAGGCUGUCGGACUUCACCGUGAUCUUAACUCGGAGCUUGUCACCCAAAGCGUUCAGACUCCCGCCACAGAGGAUGAGGGAAGCAAGCGGACCUUUUGGCUCGCUUGGUGCCUCAACACAAUCAUUGCGUACGAGUAUGGCCGUACCAAGAUUCAAUUUGAUGGCAUAGACUCUCGACCCACCCCCUUUGAUGACAAGAGUGAGACUGGCCUCCAAAUACGCAUGGCCAGAAUCUUGCCUAGUGAAAAUAUCAGUGGCGAUGUGAUGGCUGUCAGCAAAUCUCUCGAGGCCGCCAUCCAAAAGCUUCUCGACAUGGGAGAGGUCAAGGGCUUUCCUGCCCUUACCAGAGGAGAUCUCUGCUUCUGCCUCUAUCGCCGCCUUCGCCUUCUCAAGGUCAGCAUCAGCAAAGAUACCUUGUCGGAGAUCCUCCAGAUCGGCUAUACUGCUGUCGAGGCAGCUUCUGACUUGGCAGAACGAGGUAUUCCGUGGUGGAAUGUCCUGGGCACCACCUUCCAGUUCUUUUGUGUUUUGCUCGCCAUCGACAACCGUGACAGCCUCACUCAGGUCUCGUGGGUUAUGCCCAAGCUCGAGCGCAUCGUGGAGAUCCUCAACACGCACAUGGCUGCCGAAGCACUCGACACGGCUAAGACCCUGAUGAGAGAUGCGUUGGCCAAGAAGAAUCAGGAGAUUGCUCUGUUGGAGGCGUCGAAUGGUAAUGGCUUCCCGUUUCCUCAUAGAGAGUUGACACCUGACUGGGACACCAUGUUGAACCCAUAUUAUAUCGUGGGAGGCUUCACGUUUAAGGAUCUUGGGGUUUAA
Trichoderma breve is the source of this 1767-nucleotide messenger RNA. Its product is annotated as fungal specific transcription factor domain-containing protein. Gene Ontology annotation, molecular function: DNA binding; zinc ion binding; DNA-binding transcription factor activity, RNA polymerase II-specific. Gene Ontology annotation, biological process: response to xenobiotic stimulus; DNA-templated transcription; regulation of DNA-templated transcription. The record is from RefSeq and is a predicted model, not a curated record. NCBI's taxonomy places the organism in Eukaryota, Fungi, Ascomycota, Sordariomycetes, Hypocreales, Hypocreaceae. The transcript has a single exon. The coding region runs from base 1 to 1767 and encodes 588 amino acids.